GCAGCCCUGGAGUCAGCGCGCUGCUCUCUUUGCGCCUCUUUUCUUGUUAAACAUAAACUAAAACAGAUGGAUUAAUGCUUGCUUAAAAUAACGUUUGUUUCAGCGCUGGAAGGGAAAGGAAAGGUUAGAGGUUCUUACUUUGGACUGAAGUUAGGUGCUGAUUUGACAACCUGAAGACAUUCUGCGCAAAGUCUUACCUGGGCAUUAUGAAGAGGUAUCCAGGAUUUUUUCAUUCCUGGGAGAGGAUGCCGUCUUGCUAAACUCGUGUAGCCUUGUCGCGUAUUUUUUAGAUUUGCUCAUAUUUUAGUGGCUGUCGCAAAGACUGUAACGCGAUCUGCGCUUUUACGCGGUAGUUUCAAAACUUUGCAUGACCAAAAUGGACUGUGCAGGAUUUACCGUUUUAAUGGUUCUGACUGUUGCACUGGUGCGACUGGGUGACAGUCAAAAGGACACAACAGGUGGGAGGAAAGAAGGUGCAGGGGCAGGCCGGGCGGUCUGGGACCAGCAGCUUGCCCGGUUGAGGAGCCAAGGUCACUCGCCAAGAGGACCAGAGGACGGUGCAUCAUCUAGACCAUCCGUUGAAACCUCCCCUGGGUCCAGCCACUCAAGGAUUCCGGUCCGUCUCCCCCGAGGCAUAUCAUCCCAAGGGGAUGGCAGGCACAGACCCGUGCAUGCUGCAGGCGCCUCCCGGGAAGACCACGUCUCUGCGCCGCGGGAUGGUGGGCUGCGCACCGCCAGACACCCGGCCAGCCAGCAGCACAGAACCAAAGUAAACCGCAGGCAGAGCAGCAAGCCCAGCUCUGCCAGCACAAGGAGACUUGCUGGGCCUAAUGUCUGUGGAGGUCAUCAGUGCUGCUCAGGCUGGGCUUUGGCACCAGGAACCAAUCGCUGCAUAAAACCUGACUGCCAGCCCCCCUGCCAGAACCGUGGCUCCUGCAGCCGGCCACAUACCUGUGUGUGUCGCUCAGGCUUCCAGGGGGCCCGCUGUGAAGAGGUGGCUCCAGAGCAGGUGUACAUCCGUGACGGGGGCGGCCUGAGGCGCGUUCAACCCGGGACCAACCCUUUCCAGAGAGACCAACCACGGAGAAGGCCCUCAGAAAGGCAGGCCAUCGAUACCACCAAGGUCCAGACCCCGCGACCUGCGACCACCAGACAGCCUGCCCACACUGUGACCCAAGUGAGACGGGGACCCCCUGACUCCUCCCCUCAGCAGACUGGGACCUCCCGCACUGUGAAACGUUAUCCAUCAUCCUCCGGGCCUAUCACAUCCAACGCCCUACCCAGUGGCUAUGGCUACGCUAACGGCCACGCCAAUGAGCACAGGAACUGGCACGGACACAGAAAUGGACAUAGCAACGUGCACUCCUUUAACACUCACAGGCCUACAAGUGACAGCCAGCUACAGGGACAGUUCAACAAUGCACUAUUACCAGCAGGGGCCAACCUCACCGCCAACCUGGACCGCAUCAAGAUCGUCUUCACCCCCAUGCUGUGUCGCAGGGUGUGCAGCGGCGGGCGCUGCUACAACAGCUGCGAGAAGGGAGACAUCACCACGGUCUACAGCGAGACCUCGCACCAGCAGCAGCAGCAGCAGCAGCCUAAGAACCAGGGCUUCCGACUCUUCUUCUGUCAGAUACCCUGCCUUAACGGGGGCCGAUGCAUCGGCAGGGACCUGUGCUGGUGCCCAUCUAACUCAACAGGGAAGUUUUGCCAUCUUCCCGCUCCGCCUCCUGCCAGACCCACCCCUCACAGCCACAAGGAUGGCAGCCACCAGGGACCAAAAUCUCCCUCCCACUCGAUGUACAUUCUACCGCUCUCCAAUCAGCAAGUGUCUCUCCACCCAUCCUUGGUGAGUGUCCACAUUCAGCAUCCUCCAGAGGCCGAAGUCCACAUCCACCAAGUUGCUCGGGUCCAGCCUGGGCAGAGACCUGCCACCACGGAGGGGGCUCAUUCAGUCCAGCAGCGCUCACAGCCUGGGAAUGGACAUGAACCCACCACUGAGCACAGCAGGCACCCACACACCAAUGGGAAUGGUUAUGGCCAUGCAAGACUGCACUACCAUCAGAACGGACAUGUGGGAAGAUGCUUCCAGGAAACGGUCGAUGGACAGUGUGGCAAGCCUCUGCCAGGCCUAACCAAACAGGAUGAUUGCUGUGGAAGUGUGGGUGCCUCCUGGGGCCUAAACAAGUGCCAAAAGUGUCCAACCAAACCAGCAUAUGCAGUGAUUGCAAACGGACAAGUGGAAUGUCCCAAAGGUUUUAAAAGAUUAAAUCUCACACACUGUCAAGACAUCAAUGAGUGCCUCUUGUCUGGGAUCUGUAAGAAUGCUGAAUGUCUCAACACCAAAGGAAGCUUCAGGUGCACGUGCAAACCAGGUUUCAUGUUAGACCCUGAAAGCAAGCACUGUGUCUCGGACAAGGCUGUGUCCGACCAGAGGGCAUUCUGCUACCGAUCCGUGUCGGCGGGCACGUGCUCUCUGCCGCUCGCUCAGCACAUCACCAAGCAGAUCUGCUGCUGCAGCCGAGUGGGCAAGGCCUGGGGCGCCGGGUGUGAUCGCUGUCCUUUGCCGGGAUCAGAUCAUUUCAAGGAGAUCUGCCCAGCUGGUCACGGAUACACCUACUCGCGCUCCGAUGUGCAGAUUUCUCUCAGAGUGCUGGGGGAAGAUGAUGUGCAGAGCACAGGGGUGUCAUGGGAGGAGCAGAGCCCCACGUACCCUCAGCCUCCAUCCUCCCACCCCUCGCUGCUGCUGCCUUUCAGGCCACAGCACCCCAGCUACCCACAGACACCACAAGUACCCCAAUACCCCGAGUACCAUGACACUCUGCAAGCACCCCAGCACCCUCUGACUCCUCAGCAGCCUCUCCCUCCCUCUCAGCCAGCCAGAGAGACACCCAAACAGCAGGAAGAUGUGGAAAUUCUGAGCCCGCCAGCUGUUGUGACUGACUCACCACUGAAAUAUCCAGAGACUUCUCCAGACUCUUCCAUCAUCAGUCGAAGGCCAGAUUCAAAGGACACAACCCGCACAGCCUCAGCCACAGAUGUCGACAAGUGUGCCACCACCCCUGCCAUAUGUGGCCGUGGGAAAUGUAUCCCUGUGCAGACUGGCUACACCUGCUACUGCGAGCCAGGAUUCAAGCUCAGUGCACUGCAGACCAACUGCAUCGAUGUAAAUGAGUGUGAGGAGGAUCCAUGCGAAGGGAAGGGCCGCUGCAUAAACAGCUAUGGCUCCUAUACCUGCCAAUGCCACAGCGGCUAUAGCCAGGUUAUCACCCAGAACAGGAAGUUCUGUCAAGACAUUAAUGAGUGCAGCAUGCCCAACAAGUGCCAGAAUGGCAAAUGCGUCAACACAGAAGGAUCUUACACCUGUGAAUGCAACAGUGGCUACGCCAAGUCCUGGAGAGACCUAUGCGAAGAUGUAGAUGAGUGCAGGGAUCCCAGCUCCUGUCCCAACGGUGUCUGCGUCAACACGCUCGGCUCCUUCCAUUGCCAGGGUUGUGGCCCAGGGUUCAGGCCUGCUGAUGACAGAUGUGUGGAUGUAAACGAGUGCUUGAACCAAACAAUGUGCGGCAAUGGGAGGUGUGUCAACAGCGAGGGCUCCUAUAGGUGCAACUGUUUCCAAGGAUACAAACUCUCACCGGAAAACAAUUGCCAAGAUGUGGAUGAGUGCGUGCUCCCUGGAGUCUGUCUCCACGGCCGCUGUGUCAAUCUGGACGGCACCCACAAAUGCACCUGUAACCAUGGUUACCAAGGCACCUCAGACAGCAAAGCCUGCGAAGAUGUCAACGAGUGUGCAGCCGGUAAUGUGUGCCCCACGGGAAUUUGCGUCAACACGGCAGGUUCCUACACUUGCCAGAACUGCAGGCCUGGGUUUGGACCAUCUGCUGAUGGACUGAGAUGUGAAGAUGUGGAUGAGUGUUCCCAGGGUGACUUGUGUCUUGGUGGGGUGUGCGCCAACACAGAGGGAUCCUACACCUGUACCAGAUGUAAGGCCGGCUAUAGAGUGUCUCAAGACCGGCAGAGGUGUGAAGAUAUUGAUGAGUGCCAGUCCUUGUCUACCUGUGCCAAUGGGAUCUGCCUGAACUCGGAAGGCUCUUACACCUGUGAGAACUGCCCCACUGGGUACAGAGUAUCAUAUGACGGGGAGCUCUGUGAAGAUAUCGAUGAGUGUGCGCUGCCCACUACGUGCCCCCAGGGAACUUGUACAAACACAGAUGGUUCCUUUACAUGUAUCAUUUGUCAGCCUGGUUUCAGAGUCUCUGAGGAUGGACGGCAGUGUGAUGAUGUGGAUGAGUGUUUGGUGGCUAACAUGUGCCCAGGCCAGCUGUGCUUGAACAGCCCAGGAUCCUACACCUGCAGGAGCUGCGGAGCUGGCCUGCAGCUAUCGGAGGAUGGUUACAGCUGUGAAGACAUUGAUGAGUGCCAGACCCCAGGUGUGUGCCCUGCGGGUGUUUGCACCAACACAGAGGGCUCCUUCUCAUGCAUGGCCUGUGACCCAGGCUUCACAGUGGCACCCAAUGGGCUCUCAUGUGAAGAUGUGAAUGAAUGUGAGGACAACGGCCUGUGUCUGGGGGGCCAGUGCAACAACAACAUCGGUUCCUACAGCUGCUCCUGCCCUGAUGGGUUGGAGCUGGUGGAUGGGACGUCCUGCAACGAUAUAAAUGAGUGUUUAACCAUCGUGGGGAUCUGCGGAGAAGGAGACUGUCUCAACACUGAGGGCUCCUACACAUGCAUCUGUCCUAACGGAUAUACCACCAUUAAUGGAAUGACCGGCUGCCAAGAUGUGGACGAAUGUACCAACGACAACGUGUGCACCCGGGGACAGUGUCUAAACACUGUCGGCUCUUUCUUCUGCUUGUGUGAGGCUGGCUUCAAGAUCAACGCUGACACGCUUGACUGUGAAGACCAGAAUGAGUGCAAGGAGUUCGGAAGCUCGGUGUGUGGUACCUGGCGCUGCGAGAACACCAUCGGCUCCUAUCGGUGCUUCAUGGGCUGUCAGCCUGGCCUCGAGGGAGAAGACGGCACAGACUGCGAUAUUGACGAGUGUGUUAAUGAAACCAUCUGUGGGAACCACGGCUUCUGCGAGAACACAGACGGCUCCUUCCGCUGCAACUGUGACCAAGGCUACACCAACCCACCAGGAGAUAUGAGCAAAUGUGUUGAUGUGAACGAGUGCGAGAUGAGCUUGGCGCUGUGCAGGGAGGCCCUGUGUGAGAACUUCGAUGGCAGCUUCCUGUGCAUCUGCCCCAACGACAAUGAGGAAUUUGAUCCCAUCACCAGCCAGUGCCGCUCCCUGGCUGAUAUGACACCGAAACCUGCCGCUGAAGUCCCUUCGUCCACUCCAUCAGCCGAGGAGAGGAAAGAGUGCUACUACAACUUGAACGUCGCCAACUUCUGCGACAACGUCUUGUCUCGGAACACCACCAAGCAGGAGUGCUGCUGCACGGUGGGGGCGGGCUGGGGGGACAACUGCGAGAUCCACGCCUGUCCUGUCCCAGGAAGAGAUGAUUAUAACCAGUUGUGCCCUCAUGGCAGUGGUUUAUUACCGCAGCCUGCGUCCUCUACACAAGCUCUGGGAGAACAGCGUCCUUACAUAGAUGCAAAUGAGUGUGAGAUGUUUGGAUCAGACAUUUGUAAGAAUGGACAGUGUUCAAAUCUCUUUUCUGGCUACACCUGCUACUGUCGCAGUGGCUUCUACUAUGACAACAUCCGGCUGGAGUGUGUGGAUUACGACGAGUGUGGGUUUGGAAGUGCCUGCGAGGAUGGAGUGUGCGUGAACACAGCCGGGUCUUUCAACUGUUUCUGCAGUCCCCCAUUAGUCCUAGACAGCACACGGCGGCGCUGCAUCGGCGUCAACACCACAGAAGAAACUCUAGAGCCUGAUCACGAUGUGCACAUGGAUAUUUGCUGGCAGCGUCUGGAGGGGGACAACAUGUGUUCGCAGCCCCUCCAGGGACGCAGAACUACAUACACUGAAUGCUGCUGCCUGUACGGCAUCGCCUGGAGUGGACAGUGUGCCUUCUGUCCCAGGAGAGACUCUGAGGACUACGCAAUAAUGUGCAACCUGGCUCGGAGAGGAGGUUCAGACAGUCUGCGAGAGCGGCCAGGAUAUGAGUAUGGUCUCGAGGGGCCGGAGGAUCCUGUGGAGCCUUUUGCUCCUCCAUACUUUGACAGUUAUGGCAACCAAGCGGGACCCUAUGACAUUCCUGAGAGCAUUCCUCUCUUCACUGACAAUGACUACAGCGUUCAACAGCCGCCUGUCCGUGUCCCCAUCGUACGACCUCAGGAGCACCAGCCACAGCCAGUGGAUCCCUAUGCUGAGCGCUACGAUGGCUUUGAGGGUCUCCGAGCAGAGGAAUGUGGAAUCCUGAACGGGUGUGAAAACGGCCGCUGCGUCCGUGUGCGAGAAGGUUACACCUGCGACUGCUUCGACGGUUACGAAUUUGACCUGAGCAAGAUGGCCUGUAUAGACAUAAACGAGUGCGAGGACAUCAGCGACAAGGUGCCCUUGUGUCAGAACGGGCGGUGCACCAACACGGAGGGGUCGUACAAGUGCACCUGUCUGCCGGGUUUCGUGGCCUCUGCCAAGCCGCACAAAUGCAUCCCGGCGAUCCCAGAGUCCGAGCUCCGGGAGACGGGGAACUGACGCAGUGACUGUCGGAGCGCCGGCUUCUCCUGCUCCCUCUAAAAACCACCUUACACCCCUCUGCCCUUUUUCGGGGCCUGGCACUAAACCUCCAACAGCAACGCUGAGACGUCCAAACUCGUUUCCCCACAUGACGCACGCACGCAGACACACACAUACAAAAGCACACACACUUACAUUCAGCACAGAACACAUUCAGAUCCCCCUCAUACACACUCAAGAGGACCAGGAAUUGUGCAGUGAAUGUAUUACAUGGGAUUUAGUACUCACCAGAUAUCCAUUUGCCUUAAAGGGAUUUUGUGGACUGAUUUUUUUUUAUUAUUCAGUGACCCCAGGCAAUUUGAUAUGCAGAUAUAUUUUCCACAUUAUUUUCUCUGUCACUUUUUUUGUUGUGUUAUUUAUUUCAUUUACAUGACGGGCCUCUGCAAACUAAGAAAGCGACCUAUUUCAGAGGGCACACUUGAUUCCUCUUGUUUUAUUCGUCUCACCAAUUGACCUCAGACAGCACGGGAGAUAAUAAAUGUCUUUUUUGGGGGGGGUUCUUUGGCAAAGAAGGAAUGUCAUAAGAAUUCAGCCACUCAUAAAUCAGCUUGUGCUUCACUGUCAAACCCUCUCACCAAUGUUAUCUCGCUCCGUCAUUGUUAGCAUUGACCGUGGACUAAACGGAUGCCAGGGCUGACAAACCGUCAGAAAUUCAAGAGAGAACUUUUCCCACAACGGCUUUUCUUUCCCGUUCUUCAAGAUUAACUAGGAGCUGAAGAAUGUCUGGACCAAGAACCGGGAAGUCAACGUAGCCAAACUAUGAAAAACCUGGAAAGACUGUAGAUGUAUAUGAUGAUCUUUGUAAUGUUUUUAAAAAAGGUGCAAUAGGUAUAACCUGCCUUCCUCUGUUUGACACCAUUUUUACUAUCUUAAUGCCAGCAAUGAAGUAGGAAAACAUGGACUCAGUUGCUGCUCCCGAUACUUUUUCUUUUUAACAGUAUUAACUUGUUUUAUACUUAUCCUGUAAAAACCAUAUGUACCAUGACUUUGCGACGUUUGAUUCUAGGUUCUUCUGACACGACAGGAAGGUAAAUUAGUUGAAAUCAUCCACAGAUAUCAGUACUUUAUGCACCAGUGUCACACAGGCAAAAGGAUUUUUACAUUCACCUGCAACGCAAUUAUAUCCCAGAUCUCACAUCAGACCAUUCCCAUGUGUGCAUCUCUGAAUGCAUGUAAAAACAAAGGCUUCGUUGGAGAGGUUUGGUAUAUUUUGUACAGAUCUAGUACUAUGUAUUAUUUUUGUUACAUAUUCUCUUAAUGCAUCAUAGCACAACCAAUAUUUUUUUUUGACAUAAGGCAUAAAAUGUAAGAAAAAUCUGGCAUUAUAGCUUUGUAGAUUUAUACAUGUCUGUAAAAAUGUUUUUUAAAGCAUAUCUUUUAAUGUAUGAGGAGAGUGGCUGACACUGUACCAGAGGAACUGUGUGUAUACCCUGCCCUGUGGAGCAGAAUAUUGAAAUAUAUUUUUUGGAAGUGGCAGCACUGUUCUAUUCACAGACAUUUUGUCUCUUCAAGUUCAUUACAAAGACAAUGCUUUUGAAAUGCAAGCACCAACUUCUGUGCGUCACAACUUUAUGGCUAAAUCUUAGUAUUUGUGAGCGUUAUUUCUUUUAUUCUCUGUUGGAUCCACACGUCACGAAUGUAUCAUGGACAGAAUCGGCCUACUCAUUCGGUUUUUCAGCUCCCACUCAUCAUCGUUUUUGUCUUUUAUGUUCAGGUGUAAGAGAAUAAUGGCAUUAUUUGUCUGAUGGACUGAGCUUCUCUCAAGAAAUCUCAGCAGCGCAGAAACCUAAGUCUUAUUCUAACUUUGGUCACUGACUAAAGCUGACGACUUACGCCCCUCACGUGCAUUCAUAACCUGUGAACCUGCAGGUGUACAGAUGAUGUGCUCUGCUUUGCUGUUAAAAUAAUUGCCUGAAUCACCGGAAGUCUAACAUUUAGGUCAAAGUUGGAAUAUUUAAAGUCUUUCAAAACCACAAAUAACUUGAGAUAAAUGUCUUGUAAAGCUGUGGUCAUUGGAAAUAUCAUGCUCAUUCAUUUUGUUUACCUCUUGACUGUAAUCACUA
Molecule: messenger RNA, 8748 nt
Organism: Chelmon rostratus (copperband butterflyfish)
Lineage: Eukaryota; Metazoa; Chordata; Actinopteri; Chaetodontiformes; Chaetodontidae
Product: latent-transforming growth factor beta-binding protein 2-like
Exons: 41
Coding region: 368-6643 (2091 amino acids)
Molecular function (GO): calcium ion binding
Source: RefSeq, a predicted model, not a curated record